UUGUUCUGUGAGAGCAAUGGCCAGGUCAGAGAAUAUCCCUCUGGAGGAGGAGAUGGUGAGCAUCCUGGACCAAUGCGGGCCAGCUCUAACAUAUGUCCUAUAUAGCAAGUUUGGAUGUACUGCUUUGCUCCAUGGUGUUGAUGCCGGUGCAGGUGCAAUGAAGUUCAAGAAGCCAGUAUUUAAGCACGGAACUGUCCAUUCCGACUCCAGAGAUGCAAGGAAAAGUGUACAACCAUUUAUCGAGCUCUGCAGUGCCUAUCAUGAUACAUUAAGGGAGGCCAGACGCUGGUAUUUGGAUGUUUUGUACCCUGCCUCGAAGAAUGCAAUCACCAUUCACAACAAUUUCAUCCAGCACUUUGGCCAGAGGGAGUUUGAAGAGCUUCUUUCCCUUCAGACCAAGAGGGAAGUUUCCAUCGAGGAGAACUUUAAAGAUGGCCGCUUUGGAUUGACCAUCCAGGGGGCUUCUAGAGGGUUCAAAGCUGCUGUGUUAGAGGUGGAAGCCCUGUGCUGCGAAGUCCAAGAGGAUUUUGCAAAAGAACAGUUGAGUUUAAUGGGCCUGCAAUCUCCCAUCAGUUCCCCAAGGAAGCCUCUAGAUGACAACAGUUCUGACUAUAAAGAGAGACAGCAACAUUUUCCCGGACUUGAAAUUGUCAGGGUUCAGAAGGUGGAGAACAAAGCUCUGAAGCAGGUCUUUGACCUCAGGAAGAGGCAUUUGCAGGUGUCUACCUCUUCUCAGCGAAUGUACCAGCGCUUGCCUGUGCAAUUCUGUGACCUACUCAGCAGAGUGGGCUUUCAGAUGGAGUUUGCACCACCUGAUGGUAAGAGAGAUUCCGAUUGCGUUUACACCACCUGACGGUAAGAGAGAUUCAGAUGGAGUUUACACCACCUGAUGGUAAGAGAGAUUCCGAUUGCGUUUACACCACCUGACGGUAAGAGAGAUUCAGAUGGAGUUUACACCACCUGAUGGUAAGAGAGAUUCCGAUUGCGUUUACACCACCUGACGGUAAGAGAGAUUCAGAUGGAGUUUACACCACCUGAUGGUAAGAGAGAUUCCGAUUGCGUUUACACCACCUGACGGUAAGAGAGAUUCAGAUGGAGUUUACACCACCUGAUGGUAAGAGAGAUUCCGAUUGCGUUUACACCACCUGACGGUAAGAGAGAUUCAGAUGGAGUUUGCACCACCUGAUGGUAAGAGAGAACUGUAGAAUAAGAAUGAAAUUCCACAAAUAGAGUACAUUUUGCAUCCCUUUUAUAUUUCAAUCAAGGUUUUGCACUAAUAUUGAAUUUUAAAAGCCUGUCAUACUAAACUAAGUGCCCUUUAAUAUAGACCAUUUGGAACGUUCAAUAAAUCCGAUUUUUUAUAUGAAUAAAAACUUGCUGAAGUCCCUCGUCAUGUUUUUCCAACUUCUAGGAAGAUUUUAACCCACUUUAACGCCAACAUUUCUCAUGGUUCCACCAUCUUUGUAAAAGCCUAGUUACAGUAUGUUCUUGCUUUGAAAGUCAUUUCUGAAGAUUUUAAUUUAUUUUACGUGAUUAGUGAUUCAUUUACAAGUGUCCCUCAUUUAAGGUCAACCCUGUUGCGUGAACUGAACUCUCGUUUUAAUAUGGUUAAACUUCCUAUUCCUUCCUUUUUUUCUAAAUAAACAUUGAACAUCAACAUGUUCAGGCUCCCGAGUGGUGCAGUGGUCUAAGGCACCUCAUCUCGGUGCUA
This is a messenger RNA of Salvelinus sp. IW2-2015, 1711 nucleotides long. RefSeq names its product protein mono-ADP-ribosyltransferase PARP9-like. The record is from RefSeq and is a predicted model, not a curated record. NCBI's taxonomy places the organism in Eukaryota, Metazoa, Chordata, Actinopteri, Salmoniformes, Salmonidae. Gene Ontology annotation, cellular component: cytoplasm; nucleus. Gene Ontology annotation, biological process: protein poly-ADP-ribosylation; negative regulation of gene expression; positive regulation of type II interferon-mediated signaling pathway. Gene Ontology annotation, molecular function: ubiquitin-like protein ligase binding; NAD+ poly-ADP-ribosyltransferase activity; NAD+-protein mono-ADP-ribosyltransferase activity.